CCUGAUUCUGCCUCCCCAACCCUGAGACGCGCCCCACCCGCUAGAGUUUUCGGGCUGCGGAGGGGCAGGGCUGGGCGCGGAGCGGGCUGCAGGCGGGCCCUCACGCGUCCCUCCCCCCAGGCCGGGGCUCAUGGCGCCCAAAAAGAAGCGCGGGAGCCGGCCGGCAGACAGCGCCGCCGCCGCCAACGCCGAGGCGCAGCUGUCGGAGCGCGCGCAGUACCUGCUGCGCGAGCACGGGCUGCUCACCCAGCAGCUGGACGCCUACGAGCAGUGCGUGGACCAGGUGCUGCAGGACAACAUCCUCCUGGACGGCGAGGCGCUGCGCCUGCGCGACGAGAACCGAUUCUACGCCACCUACGUGAGCGCGCACGCGCAGCGCUGCGCCAACGCCACGGUGCGCCUGGAGGAGCAGAACCGCGUGGACCUGGCGCAGAUCCACAGCCAGCGCACCGACCUGGAGGCGCUCUACCACGGGCGCGAGGAGGGCGUGCGCGCGCAGCUGCAGGAGAUGGAGGCGCGCGCGGCGCACAUGGCGCGGCAGGUGCAGGAGCUGCAGCCCUACAAGGAGCUGCAGCUGGAACAGCUGGCGCGGAUCCGGACGCUGGAGCGCGAGCUGCUGCACAUGCGCGUGGAGCACACGCAGCUGCUCCACCGCGUCAAGCGGCGCUUUCUGGAGGACAAGGCGGCCUUCGAGCGGGAGGCGCGCCAGCGGGUGCAGUCCAUGGCGCGUCGCGCGGAGAGGGAGGCGGCGCGCGCGCUCAUCGCGCACACGCAGUCCAUCAAGGCGGACAACGGGCGGCUGCGGGAGGAGCUGCUGCGGCUGCUGCGCCGGGCCCACCUGCUGCACGAAAUGCGGCGCCAGCUGCUGAUGCAGCGCGAGCAGCUGUGGAGCGAGCACCAGGACACGUGGGACCUGGCGCGUGUGCACAAUUGGCUGCGCCGGGGGCCCGGAGGCCCGGAGCUGUUUCAGCCGCUAGCCUCCCCGCGCCAGGGGUCCAUAGCCUCCGGCACAGACUCCUCCAACUCCCCGCCAGGCUCCUUGUUCGAGCCCUCUCGGAACCCGUCCCAGGCCUCUUCCCUCGCCGUCUCCAGGGCCCCGUCAGUGGUCUCGCUGCGUGUGAGCUCCACGGUCCCGUCGCUGGCCUCGUUGAAGGCGGGGUCACAGUUGCGUUCCCAAGACUGGUCGAAAAGGGACUCCCAAGUCUCCUCCUUGUCCCCGUCCCGCCUGGGCUCCCUGGCCCUGUCCGGCCCCGGCUCGCGGCUCUCAUCCUUGACCCAGUCGCUCCAUGGCUCCAGGAUCCCUUCGCGGUCCUCGUACCGCGGGGCCUCGCAGAGCACCACUGCCUCUGCUGAUUCUGCCCCGGGGCCGGGCGAGCCGACGGAGACCAAGGACACUGACAGGGCAGACUGAACCCGCCCGGAAGGAGUCCAGGCUGGGGGAGACCGAGCGCAGGAAGCUAGCUGGUGAGUGCAGUUGUUCAUAAAAAUGUGACACCCCUACCCCCCCCCCCCCACACACACCUCUGUGCCCUGCUGCUGCAGCGCUUCCUGCCAGCUCCGGGCCCCUUACUCCUUUCCAGGCGGCAAGGUAGCUUGAUGUGCCCUCACCCCGUGUCAGCCGGAGCCAGCAUCCCUCCCCACCAUGGCUGGCCUCGGCUGCUCCCACAGGGCCAGGGCCGGAGAAAGUCGGGAUGACCGUGGUGGCAGAGACGGCAAGGG
This is a messenger RNA of Myotis daubentonii (Daubenton's bat), 1719 nucleotides long. RefSeq names its product coiled-coil domain containing 166 (gene CCDC166). The record is from RefSeq and is a predicted model, not a curated record. NCBI's taxonomy places the organism in Eukaryota, Metazoa, Chordata, Mammalia, Chiroptera, Vespertilionidae.